Molecule: messenger RNA, 1377 nt
Organism: Pteronotus mesoamericanus
Lineage: Eukaryota; Metazoa; Chordata; Mammalia; Chiroptera; Mormoopidae
Product: glycine N-phenylacetyltransferase-like
Exons: 6
Coding region: 407-1285 (292 amino acids)
Biological process (GO): glycine metabolic process
Cellular component (GO): mitochondrion
Molecular function (GO): glycine N-benzoyltransferase activity; glycine N-acyltransferase activity
Source: RefSeq, a predicted model, not a curated record
UCUGUCACCAGGUGGUGCCACCAGUCUGUUGACCCUUAAGCUUAAAUUAACUUUCCUGUAUUAUCCUCAACAUAUCCCAGGACACAAGCAGGGUGAAUUCUUCAAGAGAAGACAAAAACUCCAAGAACAGCUAGGCCUGCUGCCAGGACCCAGAUAAGAAACCCAAGGACCACAACAGUGAAACUGGUUUGCACAGGGAAGAUCCAAGAUAACAUCUGAAACCCCUUUUCCAAGAGACCUUUUGAUGACCUUUCCUUCAUAAGCAUACUAAAGACACACUCAAAACAGUAGCCUUGGGCUCAGGCACUGGAUUGUCCAGAGCUGAAGAGGUCCACAGAAGCCGUGGAACACAGGUCAGAUUCUUCGGCAAUUUCCAGGAGCUUGGGAGGCUGAGGUACCUGCCAAGAUGUUCCGGUUACAAGACCCACAAGUGCUGCAGAUGCUUGAGAAAUCCUUGAGGAAGUUCCUUCCCGAGUCCUUAAAGGUUUAUGGGACUGUCUUCCACAUGAACCAGGGAAACCCAUUCAACCUAAAGGCCUUGGUGGACAAGUGGCCAGAUUUUAAUGUAGUGGUUACCCGUCCUCAGGAGGAGGACAUGAGAGAUGAUUUUGAUCAUUACACCAACACCUACCAAAUCUAUUCUAAGGAUCCCAAGAACUGUCAAGAAAUCCUUGGCAGGUCAGAUGUCAUCAACUGGAAACAACAUUUACAGAUCCAAAGUUCACAGUCCAGCCUGAAUGAAGCCAUACAAAAACUUGCAGUUAUUAAACAGGUCCAGGUCAAGCAAACACAAUGCAUCCUCUACAUGGAGUCCAAGACGGCAAGAAGACUGCUCCCUUCUCUGCCAGAGACAAACAUUAAAUUUAGCAAAGUCAAAGCCCUCAACAAAGACAUGUUUCAAAUCUCAUCCCUCAAUGUUGCCCAUGCUGCUCUGGUGAAUGAAUUCUGGCAUUUUGGUGGCAAUGAGAGGAGCCAGAGAUUCAUCGAGCGCUGCAUCCAGAACUUCCCCACGUCUUGUCUGCUGGGGCCUGAGGGGAACCCUGUGUCCUGGGGCCUAAUGGACCAGACGGGAGAGAUGCGGAUGGGAGCCACCAUACCUGAGUACCGAGGCCAGGGUCUCAUUUUCUAUGCCAUGUCUGCUGUUUUUGAGAUUCUGGGGAAACGAGGCUUCCCAAUAUAUUACCAUACAGACAAAGCCAACAAUAUCAUACAGAAAGUCAGUGAUAAUCUGUCCUGUAUCCUCAUGCCUUGUGACUGGAACCAGUGGAAAUGUGUGCCUCUGUGAAGCACCCCUGAAUACAAGACAAUGUUGGGUGGGCUGGUCAUUUAGCAAGAGGAACAUUAGGGUGGAAGGAGAGAAAAAAAUAAAUGAUGACC